GCCUCCUGCAGGAUUCCGUUCACAGUCACAGGCGCCGGCCAGCACUCACGCUGUGAGCAGGUAGAGGUGACCAAGAGUAUUCUCCAGCGUCUACUUGUUGCUUGGCCCAGGAGGGGUGGACAGAGCGGACUGGACAGGACAGGGUGAUGUCUGUGUAAAACAGUAACAUGUCGCCACAUAGCUCAUGAUGCCUCCAUCACCUCCCAGCAGAGCACCGGAGAUCUGCACGGACAUAAGUUUUUACGCGUAUUCUCUUGAAAUGUUGCUUAUCUCCGUCCUUAAGGUGAAUCGGGAGAAACGGAAACCCACAAGAAGAAGCGAGGAGGGACCCUGAUGCGGUCAUCAACAGGACUAUGUCUUCUUAAUCUGACGGACUGUAUCUUCCAGUCUUUUCAAGUGACCGAUUGACUUGAGUGAAGAUGAUCAAAGAGGGUUCUCGGUCGGCCACCUCGCUGCCACCGGAUGCCAUGGACAUCAUCCGCAGCAAGAACAACACCCGCCGUGUGAGAAUCAAUGUCGGGGGCCUUCUUCACGAAGUCUUGUGGAGGACGCUGGACAGGCUGCCCCGCACAAGACUGGGCAAACUGAGAGACUGCAACACCCACGACUCUAUCAUCGAGAUAUGCGACGACUACAGCUUGGACAGCAACGAGUACUUUUUCGACAGACACCCCGGCGCUUUCACCUCCAUUCUGAACUUCUACCGCACCGGAAAGUUGCACAUGAUGGAGGAAAUGUGCGCCCUGUCGUUCAGUCAAGAGCUGGACUUCUGGGGCAUCGACGAGAUCUACCUGGAGUCCUGCUGCCAGGCCAGGUACCACCAGAAAAAGGAACAGAUGAAUGAAGAGCUGAAAAGAGAGGCCGAGAACAUGAGGGACAGGGGUGGAGAGGAGUUUACAACCACAUGUUGUUCCGAGAAGAGAAAGAAACUCUGGGACCUCUUGGAGAAGCCAAGCUCAUCAUUUGCUGCUAAGAUCCUGGCAAUUAUCUCCAUCCUCUUCAUUGUGUUGUCUACCAUUGCCUUGUCUCUGAACACCCUUCCAGAGCUGCAGGACACAGAUGAGUUUGGUCAUUCCACAGACAACCCACAGCUGGCCCAUGUGGAAGCUGUGUGUAUUGCCUGGUUUACCAUGGAGUACCUACUUCGCUUCCUCUCUUCCCCCAACAAGUGGAAGUUCUUUAAGGGUCCUCUGAAUAUCAUCGACCUGCUGGCCAUCCUGCCCUACUACGUCACCAUCUUCCUGACAGAAUCCAACAAGAGUGUGCUGCAAUUUCAAAACGUGCGCCGCGUGGUUCAGAUUUUCCGAAUCAUGCGGAUCUUGCGUAUUUUGAAGCUGGCUCGUCACUCCACAGGUCUUCAGUCUCUGGGUUUCACUCUUAGGAGGAGCUACAAUGAGCUGGGCCUGCUUAUCCUUUUCUUGGCCAUGGGCAUCAUGAUAUUCUCCAGUCUGGUGUUCUUUGCUGAAAAGGAUGAAGAGGACACCAAGUUCAAAAGCAUCCCAGCUUCCUUCUGGUGGGCUACCAUUACUAUGACCACAGUAGGCUAUGGAGAUAUUUACCCCAAAACUCUACUGGGAAAGAUAGUUGGAGGUUUGUGCUGCAUCGCCGGAGUACUGGUGAUAGCCCUGCCUAUCCCCAUCAUCGUGAAUAACUUCUCUGAGUUCUACAAAGAGCAAAAGAGGCAGGAGAAAGCCAUUAAAAGAAGGGAGGCUCUGGAGAGGGCUAAGAGAAAUGGUAGCAUUGUUUCUAUGAACACAAAAGACGCCUUUGGCCGCAGUAUAGAGCUCAUGGAUAUAAUGGUGGAAAAUACUGAGCAAAAGAUGGAGAAGGUGCAUGAUAAUCAUGUGUCUCCUAGUCGGCAAAAAGGGACACUCAAACUCAAGUCACAUAUGAGCCCCAGCAGCCCCACCAAAAACCUUGAAUCCAACAACCAAGAGCAGGCCAAGCCCUCAAGCAGCCCUCAGCAUCUCAGUGCACAGAAACUGGAGGAGAUGUACAACAAGAUGGCCAAGGCCCAGUCACAACCCGACAUCAACAGCAAGGAAAAAGGGCCACCAUCCAAAGCAGUUGGGCAGGGAUCUGAAUUAGAGAUGGGAAGUAUCCCCACUGAAGCCAUCUCAAGCAAAGCAGAGGCAGUUGCAGACAUAAGGAGCAUGUCCAGCAUUGACAGCUUCAUCAGCUGCGCCACUGACUUACCUGAGAGCUCUCGCUUUUCCCACAGCCCCAUCAGCAGCAUGCUAGGGAGAGUCAGUACCAACCCCAGCCUGGAGCCCACCCUGGAGAAUGAGCAUGAAGGAUCCCAGGACACCACUACACCCCUGAUAGGACAAGGCACAAAGCCUGGCCUGCAUUCUGACAGCCCCAGGAGUCUGCCCUUCAACAAACCGCACAAAAGCCGCUCACUAAAGGUCAACUUCAGAGCUGAGGAGGAUUCAGGGACAGGGGCUCUCUCAGACAGCUCAUCAGUCCGGAGCCCCGAGGUGUCCGUCUACACAACUGCCAGCAGCAGGACACCCAGCAAGAGCCCGGAUAAUUUAAUGCCUAGCAGCCUCUUCACAUUCCACGAUGCGUCCAUCAAUACAUUCAUUGAUGCUGAUACAGAUGAGGAGGAGCAUCUGUAUGAUGGUUCAGGCACCAAACCAUCCCAAAGACUUCUGGAAAGAACCAGGCCCAAGUUUGCCCCUCACUCCAGCUUCCAGCAAGGGGCCAACCACAUGGAGGGCCUACAGAGGAAGCUGGGAAACAGCACACUGCCGCUAGAAGGGCAAGAGAACCAUGUGGCUCAGGAACUACAGCCAUUUCAGGGAGAGAAGAGUCACUCUAAUGCUUAAAGUGGGAGUGACCACGGAGGAAACAUACAGGAGAGGAGGAAGCAGAAAGGAAAAUGUAAGAAGCACAGUGAACUCAGCAAAACUGAACUUCCCAAAAAUAUGAAAGACAAUGAAAACAUUUGCAGGAACAUUUGAAGAAUUACAACACAAAAUGCUUCUCCCAUGAAAAUAGAUGCAGACAAUGGGAAAUAAGUUUGUGUUUUGCUCUCAAACCUUUUCCUACCAAGGACUCCUGAAUUAAUUAGUUUAGCAGAGGAUUCUGAUCUAAGAGGUUUUAAAAGUGUCUGAUAGUUUUUACUAUUUAUACAUGUGUUUUAGCCCAGAUCAUCAUAUAAUAAUCACCGCCUAGUUUUAAGAGUAUAGGAUAUCAUUUUUAUAAGCAAAAACCUAUUUUUCUGACAUCCCCUGGGUACUACUUUAAAGCCACUAUAGCAAACAAUCCAAUCAGUAGCAACCCACAGAGGGCAUUGAAACAUGGCACUGCAAAAUGGGAAACUCAUUCACUUGAGGUAUUUCAAAUAACUACGUUGUUGUGUGAAACGAGAACUUACAUUUGUCUUCAAGUUAUUGGUUACACAGUGUAUAAAUAUGGCAUUACAAAGGCAACAGUGUGUUGUGAAAAUGUAUAGUUUGCUUCCUUUAACUUCCUUCCUCAAAACUGGCCUUAGUUUAUGUUGUCACCCAUGUUUAAUGUUUGUAUGAGUGAGAAAGAGAGACAUAUACGGACAGACAGUACAUACAAAUAAACAGUACUGUAUAUUCAUUGUUAUGUAGCGUUCUUGAUCUCUUAAGUGUGAACUUGAGGAGCAUCAAGUAUUUCCAUCUGAGUUUAGUGUCAUGCACGUCCAUAUUUUUUUACUGCACAGAAAAUAUUUAGACAACACAAAGACACUGUGAGGCUGCAUCCAUCGAUUUCCUUCUUGUUCCAAUGGUGCCCGACUGCUGGCAAGGGAGAGCACCUUAACGUGAUCAUUAUUUUCAUUAUAAACAGAAAAAAAAUACUCUUUAUUCUUGUUUGUAGUGGUGUUAUCAGAAUUUUAACCUGCCGUAAAUCUAAAUGUCUUUAUGUGUUAUUUCAAAACAUUCUCAAAGGUGUCUCGAAGGAGUCAUCAUACCUAUUGUAGCUGAUAACUUCAUAUAAAAUGACAGGUCUGAUGAGCAUCACUAGCUGGAAAGACAGCACUGAAAAUCACUGAGAUUUUUUAUGUUGAACCUCCACUUUUGGAAUGUGACUAUUGUACAUGUAUAACUACAAAAGUAGAAUAUUACACACACAAAGAAACAACAUUAAAUUUACAAGGUACAGAAUGAAAAUAAUUUAUAUUUUUAAGAAAUUUUCUAAAAGAAUUGACUCUUAGACAAAUAUAUUGUGCUAAUUUCGUAGUUUUGCAUUUCGAUAUAUGUACUGCAUUAUUUUGAUGGAGUUGCAUUUGUUAGACAAUAUACUGUAGUAGAUGAAUUUGUAUUGUUUGCUACUGUCUCCCCGUAAAUGUCUGUCCCUCUAUCCUUAUUUGCAAUGUGAAGAACCAAAGAAUUGUUCCUUCUGAUAUCUUGUACAGAUGAUGGUAAGUUUUACUGUUUUAUCUCAAAAAUGUAAGAAAUGUAAGCAUUCCUUUUCUAAAUCUGACAUACUUCAGGGAGCCAUACUUGCUCAUGCGGUACAAACAUGUAAGUAGACGAGAGGACUGCCCUUUGAAGAAGAAAGCUGUUGACAGGGAAUGAAAAGAAUAGACGGAAAAUGAAGAGGGAACACGGCACUUUAGUUCACACCCAUUUCAAAAGCUAAAAUUGGAUUAUUUACACACUGUGGAUCUUGGCAAGUGGUUCGCUUCCAGAGAUCCAAAACAUUACACUCACAUGAGGUCAUGUGACAUCUCUUACAAACACAAAGCCACCUCGCAGCAGUUCAACCAAAUAUCCUGCAUCCUGCACCUGACUCCAAACAUAUGCUCUUUGUUACAUUACACAUGCAAGCAUGUUUUUAAAGCAUUAUUAACUUUACAAAAAAAACAUGCAAGCAAGCUUUAAAGCCUGUUUUAGGUAGUUUUUAGUUAGUAGUGAGUCUAGAAAUAGAAGUAUUUAUGCUGUAUGGUUGUUUGCAAUCAUUAGACAUUAUAUGAGUAAGAUAUUUCCGUGCCUUUGCUUUUAACAGACGCCUACCCCGCACACUGAAUCUGUCGCUGUCUACUGAUGCCCGAAUGACAAUUAAACAAACAGUACAGCAAAUAAACACACAGAGAACUGGGUCAUCAAGCUGUCAGACUGCUGUAUUAGAUACCCACCCCCUCCCUCUAAUGUAUUUCCUGUACACUUAAAUGCACCAAACAUUUACAUGAUGAAGGCCCAAUCCACAAAAACAAACGUGCAGACUCACUCAGUGAAGUGAACGACCACUGUUUCCAUGGUGAUGGUUGAGAUGACUCAAUGGCUCGCAUUUGAUAAAAGCAUGUAGACUAAUUUGUAGAGACACAUUGCAAAUAUACACAGUUUACAUUCUGUUCAUGCAUUCACUCAAUCAUUCAUUCAUCUCUUCUUCCCUGCUCACCUGUGGCUUCAGUCUGGUGAAGCCUCAAUUAUCGAUAAAAUGAUGUAAACAGAAAGCUGGAUUGUGGGCCUUUAAAUCAGACUGCCACACCAUCCCUUUACUUCACUUUUUCAUAGAAACAUUGACACAUCUCAGCAAAUUACAAAAGAACAGGUAGAGCAUGACCACAGCUACGUAAGGUGCUGUUGCUAUGGUGUAUGCUUACUUCAGCUACCGACCCCCACGGUGGGAGUGAGUGUGAAAUGUGAAUGGAAUAGGAACAAGAGGUGUGUGACAGAGAGAGCUGUGCAGCCUGAUUACAACUGACAUCACUAAUGAUGGCUGUAGCACUCUGCUCCUUCACCUCAUGCCCAACUUCACAUCAUCAUUCAAGACAUAAUCUGUGAGCUUUCUCAGCUCUUUUAUUGUCCUGUCUUUUAAAGACAGGACAAUCACUAUCAUCCUCUCAUUCAGAAAGUUAUGCAGCUAGAUUAUGCACACUCAUGCAGUCAUGUGGGUUUUUCCAUUACAAGCACCAGCCCCGUGCUUGCGUCUUUUGUGCAGAAUGACAGUGCAGAAAUGGCAUCCUUUUGAGGAUGUGUUCAUUUCUGUGAUUCUAUUAUUAUCAUCCUGGGCAUGCAAAGGGAGGGUCUGGGCCAGAAGGGAAGGCUCAGUUACAGCAAUGUCUUUUGUCUGACGAUGUCAUAGAGGAACAAACUUUGUAACAGAGAACAUACAGUAAAUACUCACUGAUCUUUGGUAUUGAGCCUCUCAUCAUCGUGGACAACUCCUUCCUCUGUUGAAUUAAUGUUAACAAUGUCCUUAUUGCCCUGUCUUUAUUAUUUUCCUGUUUUCUGAACUGCACUUUAUUGAUUAUUCUGUAUUAAAUCCUCUUCUGCUUUCUCGUAACCAUGCAACUAAAAAUGUCAACAUACAAACGGUCAAAUACAAUUUCCAAAGCACAAAGUAUAAUGUCAAUAAGUAUCAGAAUUUUCUUUAAGCACAAUACGCCACACUAGAGGUUCAAGCCAAAUGCAGACACAUCAUUUAAUUUUCAGAAUCUUCCCCCUUAUUUAGGGAAUGAAUCGCCUCUGUUCAACUCACACAGGUCUGUAUGCCGCCCUUACAGUGUGUGGGGAAAUGUUUGUUUUGUAAGAUUUCAUACUUUGUACCAGUUGACUUUAUAGAAUAUUAUCUUUGUGGUUUCCUGUUGUUCAACGCAUGUAGCUCAAUUAAACUUUAACCCACAUAACUUGUAAAUAUCAUCUUAUAAGCUAUAGGAAAAUGUCUAUGAUCAGCAAUUUGGAAGCAAUUGCCUCCUUUUACUGACUAAUGCUUAAUAAAAGACAAUAAUCCAGUGUUGGUGCUGCACUCUAUUAACGGAAUUGUGUUUUCAUGAAAAACAGUGAAUUCACACAAGAGGAAUGUAAUGCAUGGAGAGCGAACACUGAGAUUGGGCAAGGGCUGAGCUUGUGGUUUGUGGAAGGAAACUGCAUAUCUUAUACAACAGCACCCUCCAGUGUUACAUUACAUUACAUGUCAUUUAGCUGACGCUUUUAUCCAAAGCGACUUACAAUUGCUAUAUAUGUCAGAGGUCGCAUGCCAACUAGGGGUUAAGUGUCUUGCUCAGGGACACAUUGGUCUGUAUUCAAUGAAAAAUAUACUGUACAUAUUAAAAUACUCUACAAAAUCA
Messenger RNA from Perca fluviatilis (European perch), 7048 nucleotides. RefSeq names its product potassium voltage-gated channel subfamily B member 1-like. The transcript is spliced from 3 exons. Bases 420 to 2831 code for a protein of 803 amino acids. The record is from RefSeq and is a predicted model, not a curated record. Gene Ontology annotation, biological process: protein homooligomerization; potassium ion transmembrane transport. Lineage: Eukaryota; Metazoa; Chordata; Actinopteri; Perciformes; Percidae. Gene Ontology annotation, cellular component: voltage-gated potassium channel complex; membrane. Gene Ontology annotation, molecular function: delayed rectifier potassium channel activity; protein binding.